ACAGGAAGUGGCCAAUGAAAAAAGAGCAUUUCCGAGGUUUUCCGCUUUCCCCGAAGUUCUUGACAGAUUCGACUUGAGAUUGAGAGAGUUCAAGAUGGCUGCCACAGAUGGCGAUGUAUUGUAACGAGUCGCCGCUGACGAAGCUGAGAAAGGACCAGCAACAGCUCCGGAGCCGACGCAGUAGUUAAACCACUGAAGUUUGCCAACGUUUUCAACUGGGCUGGCGACGAAUAGCUAAAAAGUUGCAUGACUCUCAUCUGAGGCUUUGGUGUCAACUGUCAAGAAUAGCAUCCCCCUCUAGCUACCAUUCAUCAUGUCCUCCACCUCCUCCUACUCCUCUUCAGGAGAAACUAGUCCGGAGGAUGUCCCCAGAGGUGGGGGUACCAUCCGAGUCUUCCUCCCUAACAAGCAGAGGACUGUGGUGAAUGUUCGCCAAGGACAGACGGUGUAUGAGAGUCUAGAUAAAGCACUUAAAGUGAGAGGCUUAAGCCAAGACUGCUGUGCUGUAUUCCGCCUUCUCGAAGGUCGUAAAAGGUUGACGGAUUGGGAGACGGACAUUACUCCUUUGGUUGGAGAAGAGCUAUUAGUUGAGGUCCUGGAUGAUAUUCCCUUGACCAUGCACAACUUUGUACGGAAAACCUUCUUCAAGCUGGCUUACUGUGAUUUUUGCCACAAGUUUUUAUUUAAUGGCUUCAGGUGUCAGACAUGUGGAUACAAAUUUCACCAGCACUGCAGUAGUAAGGUACCUACCGUUUGUGUGGACAUGGACACAAUAAGCAAACAGCGUCCCUGCACGGAUGAGUAUCCUCAGAUACUAUUGCCAGAAAAUUCCCCAUCACAGAGUAAUAUAGCCUUAACACCGGAGCCUGCUGGGCUGGACCUCUUGUCCCCAACAUCAGCCUUUCACUUCCCCAUCCCUAGUGGAGAUGGCCAGUCUCUGCAAAGGCAUCGUUCUACCUCGACACCCAAUGUUCAUAUGGUCAGCACAGUGAGCCCUGCUGUUGCCAGCAUUAUAGAGGACGCAGUGAAAUCUCACAACACAAUAGGUCCUGAGCCCUCACCAAAGCCAUCCACUAGCCCGCCCUCUUUAGGUUCCCCAGGGAGAAGACCGCCCAAGUCACCUUCAGAGCACAAAGAACGAAAGCCCUCCUCCUCGGAUGACAAAAAAAAAGUACAUCGAGGUGGCUACAGGGACUCAAGUUACUACUGGGAGGUCCACUCCCGGGAAGUCACUAUCCAGAAGAGAAUAGGAGCUGGCUCCUUUGGAACUGUAUUUAAGGGAAAGUGGCAUGGGGAUGUUGCGAUCAAGAUCCUUAAAGUCACAGAGCCAACACCUGAACAGUUACAGGCUUUUAAAAAUGAAAUGCAGGUCUUACGGAAAACCCGCCAUGUCAACAUUCUGUUAUUCAUGGGCUAUAUGACAAAGCCCAAUUUUGCCAUAAUCACACAGUGGUGUGAAGGCAGCAGCCUGUACCGCCAUCUGCAUGUCUCUGAAACCAAAUUUGACACGAUGAGGCGGAUUGACGUGGCCAGACAAACAGCACAGGGCAUGGAUUAUCUUCAUGCGAAGAACAUUAUUCAUCGCGACCUGAAAUCAAACAACAUUUUCCUCCAUGAGGGUUGGACUGUUAAGAUUGGUGACUUUGGUCUUGCAACAGUGAAGUCACGGUGGACCGGCUCUCAACAAGUUGAACAGCCCAGUGGAUCAAUUCUUUGGAUGGCCCCUGAGGUGAUCCGCAUGCAGGACAGCAACCCAUAUACAUUCCAGUCUGAUGUAUAUGGCUAUGGAGUAGUACUGUUUGAGCUGAUGUCAGGGACUCUACCAUACUCCAAUAUCAACAACAGAGAUCAGAUAAUCUUCAUGGUGGGACGUGGUUACUUGUCCCCAGACCUCAGUAAGCUCUCCAGUACCUCACCCAAAUCAAUGAAAAGGCUUAUCAUUGACUGCCUGAAGUUCAAACGGGAUGAGAGGCUCUUGUUUCCACAGAUCUUGGUAGCCAUCGAGCAGGUACAGGAUCUGCUGCCAAAAAUUGAGCGCAGUCGUUCUGAGCCCUCUCUCCAUCGGGCCGUUCAUGCUGAGGACCUGAACCCUCUUCUAUUCCACACCACUAGGCUGAUGCCACUCUAAGAUUUCAACAUCACUAGGCAGAAAGGUUGUUUCCCUUUCUAAAACCACAGCAUUCCAGUGCCUCUGAGAGGCUUCAGCUGCUUUUGUUGCGGAACUUCAUCACUAACUUUUUCAGAGCCUUGGAGCUCCAGCACUCAAUAACACACUGCAGGAAUAAUCUUUAGGUGUUUUGUUCCAGUUUGAGUUCUUCUAAUGACAAAGACCUGCUCCUUCAGAGGGCCAUUCAUUAGCUUUUUCCUCAACAGAAUGUCAAGUUUGUUUUGCUGUAGAUUAUAUUUCAAAUGGGCAUUCGAUACUGUAACUUACUGGGGCUGGGGUGUCCAUCGUUUCAUGGCAAACAAACACUGCAGCAUCGUCGUCGUCUCAUACAUGGCCCGAUCUUGGAAGGAUCACAUUGAACAUAACCAAGAAUUCACAAUCAUAUGACAUCAAAAUCAGUGAUUCUAUUGCCCUUUUAACAAUCACGUAAAAAUGUUUUUACGCUCUAGUAAAUCUACAGUGGAGCACGAAAGUAUUUAGUCUAUCACAGACUGUGCACUUUAAAUGAUGAGAGAGUUCUGUAACAGUUACUAUACUAUAGGUACACUUAGACUAUGAGACAGAAUGUGGAAAAAAAAAAAAUCCUGGAAAUGACAUUUUAAGAUUUUGAAAGUAUUCACAUGUCAAUUACGGUGAUAUUUUGGCUCAUUCCUCCAUGCCGGUCUAUUUAGAGCAGUGAUGUUUUGGGGCUGUCACUGAGAAACACAGGCUUUCAAUUCCCUGUCCCCUUUGCAAAAAAAGAACCCCCAAGCACACGCCUGUGCUUUACAGUAGGUAUGGUGUUCUUGGGAUGCAACUCAGCAUUCUUCUUCCUUUAAACACCAUGAGCUGAGUGUGUGCCAAAAACUUCCGUUUUGCAAACUUCAGGUAGGCCUGGACAUGAACUGGCUUAAAAAGGAAAACACGUCUGGCACUGCAGGAUUUGAUUCCCUGCCAGCCAUCAUGUUCAUGUUGCUAGCCCUUGUUACUUCGAUCCCAGCUCUCUGUAGGUCAUUCCCCAUUGUACUUCUGGGAUUUUUGCUCCAUGUUUUCAUGAUCAUUUUGAUUCCACGGAGAUGUUAUUUUGCAUGGCGCUCCAAAUCAGCACUUAUGUGUCUGUUAUCGACGAAAUACUUUUUUCCCACAAGAAUUUCUUUGAAAUUCCUAAAAAGCAAUUUCCAGGAACUUUCAGUUUCACAAUCUGUCUGUCACAGUUCAAGUUUACCUAUGAUUCAAAUUACAUAAUUCUCAUCAUUUUAAGUGGGAGGAAUUGCACUCAGUGAUUUCAUACUUUUUGCCCCACUGUACAUAACUGAGUUUCGUCCCUUACUUUGCCAAGAAAUAUUUACAGAUUACAUGCAUUUUAUUGUUGCCCCAGUGUACAUAACUGAGUUUCUUCAAUUACUUUGCAAAGAAUUAUUUACAUAAUUUUUCAUGCAAUUUAUCAAUUUACAACCCCAAACCAAUAUAAAUGGACAGAUGGAGAAGCCCUAAACAAGAUGCCUUGAGCUAUUGAAUAUGUGAGCGCUAUGCAGACUUUUAAAAAGCCUUCACACAAACACUUUUUGAUUAGCAGCCUGGAAAACAGUAGUGCAAUGAAUGUUGCUGAAGUUAAAUCUUGUUAAUGGUUAUCAAGUAAUCACUGCUGCUUAAGUUUAAACCGAUUGUGUCAGUAUACAUUAAUACGGUCAUUGAUAAAUUAUCCAAAUAACUGUUACGAGUUGAGUACCUUUUCUCUUGAAACAUGUCAAGAGCGUUUCUCCUUUUCAGCACAGCAUCUGCCACUAGUGGACAUAGAAUGUUUUCAUUUAUUGCCACUUAAAGGGCUUCUUUAAUAGCGUUUUCCAUUCCAUUUCCAUUUAGUUGUCUUUUUUAAAACAUGUCGUUUUUUGUUGAUACUGAUGACACUUCAUUUGUGUCAAUUUGGCGUAGUAACCAACAUCUGGGGCCUAUUUUGGCACACUGACAACUCUGCGCUAGGUGUAAAAUUGGGUUUAACUUGAUUUUCUUGCCAACACAAGUCUAUUGUAGACUUGAAAAGUAGACUACAUUAUAGACCAGCUUAAAGGAGGUCUGUUUUGCAGCGCAGUUGAUGUCAUGCCAUUUUAGUGUACAGUGCAGCCUCGGUUUUCGAACGUCCCGGUUCUCGAACAAAUUGGUAUUGGAACACAAAGUUUGAGAUUUCUUUGCUUCGGAUGCCGGACGAAAUUCGGUUGUCGAACCUUGAGAGAUAAGCCGAGAGGAUCCGCAUGCCAACUGACUCCAUUCGUUAUUACGUUGUUGUUACUCUGAGGAUUGCAUCAACUCUAAUCAUGCCUCCAAAGGAAGCAAGUGGGAGCAGUAAAGACAUCCUAAAGCAAUGCGACAGUGAGUGCCCUGCGCACUGCGGUUCUGCGAUCGGACAAAAUUAAGCUCCCUGCGCACUGAUGUCCACUUAAAUUUUGGACAGUACAUCAAGACUCGUUCGGCGGUGCGCUGCAGUUGCGCGAUCGGACAAAAAUGCGCAAAUGAAAAAAUGCUUAAAAAGUUUAAAAGUUUUUCCAUUAUUUGUAAUGGGAAAAUAUGAUACGGAAUUCGAACGAUUCACUUCUCGAACAGCCCUCUGGAACGGAUUGUGUUCGAAAACUGAGGCUCCACUGUAUUUGAUCAUGGCACAGGCACACAAUUUCGAUGCUCCGCGGAUGUGCAUGAUGAACGUGGUAUUUCAUUCAAAAUAUGAAACCAGGGUGGGACUAUCUCCUAUGAAUUAUUGUCAAAAUUAAUUAACUGAGCCAUAUAUAGCCAUUAUCUUAAAAACUACAUACCGAGCACCUCAUCACUAUUGCAAGGGUGUUAAAGGGUGGGGAGACUGGGCAUCCAAUAUGGAGGGGAAUGGAACGGCAAUGGAAAUAUGUCGUUAGGCGAUUUUAGAUAAUUUCAGUAUACUUUGUGGUUUCGCUUUUACAUAGCAUGCUCUGGCAUUGUCGUUUGGUAUAGAUUCAGUCCUCAACUUCUCUCGAUGAGCCUCCCCACUUCCGACUUUAUUUUGGAUUCCGUUUUAUGUUUGGUUUAUUUUCCUGAGUGUGAGCAUGGCAAACUCAAAAGUCUGACUUGUGUUGUGACAUAUACUAUAUACUGUACCAAUGACAUAGAGAGGUCAUAUCAGAAACUAACGCACAGGUAUCAAGCUCAAUUCUGUCGAGGACCAUUAUUGUAGUUAUGGUUUCACCGCAGAGGGCCAUUAUGACUCUGAAACCAUAUAUAAAUGUAUAAUUGCCUCAUCAUAUUACAUAUACUGUGUACAACAUGGCCAAUAACGAAAAAGCGUGAUAAAAAUAUGCUUACAAUUUCUCGGGUUUUAUUUAAAGUGAAGACAAUUCUCAACUUUGGUCGAAAUUCUAACAAGAAACAUGAAGUUAAAUGCACAUGACAGCCCCCAGGUUGAGGGUUUGACACCUAUGAACUAAAGCAUGGUGGACUGUAGUCAAGGAGCUUGCACUUUAGUUCCCCCCCCCCCCCUUUUUUUUUUUUUUUUUCUCUUGUGACAAUAUUUACAAACUGCCUCUUCUUGCAGGACAAUGUGAAAAUAGGAUGAACAGAGCAUUUUUUAUGGUGAUUGGUCUGUCAAUGGCUCUAGGCUUGAAUUCUAUAUUUUUAUCGUUUCAUAGCUUAAGACAAUAUAGAUACCAAUGCCUAAUUGUUUUAUAAUGACAUUGACCUAUAAACUUUGUGAAUUGGGUUUGGCAUGUAUGUAGAAACACUCAGCUUUGUCAUAUUGUAAGAGAGGUGUUUCUUUAAGCACAAUGGGAUUACCUUAGAGCAGACAUUUGGAACUACAACAUUGCAGUCAGGGGCUGGGUACCCUUUGUUCUUACUCGUUCCAUGUAUUCAGGGGCAGUCAUGGUUGGGAAAUGACAUUUGAUGUGGCUUAAGAUGGGUAUUUGUGAACCAGGAUUUGGAGACACUUUUUAUUUUAUGCUGAUGUGGUGUUGUGCUUGCAGCUUUUUAGGUGAAGUGAACACACGUAGGCUACAUUGUUAGUACCCUUGCAGGAAAACAAAAUUAUUUCCAAGACCAUACUAAUGAAAAGAACACUGUACCUUUCAUUAAUUUCUUAUAAAAUCUACAUGCACAUGAAGCUAUAUGUGUGAGAGUUUAUAUAUGUAUGAAUACAUACAGACACACACACACACAUACACGUACACACACACUACCGUUCAAAAGUUUGCACAAACAAUAUAAUUGCACAAGGGUUUUGUAAUCAGCUUUCAAACAUAAUGGCCCAUUAGAACACUGGAGGGAUGGUGCAUUGUAUUGUCGUUUAUCACAUUAACAAUGUAUAGAGUGUAUUCCUGAUUAGUUUAAUGUUAUCCUCAUUGGAAAAAUAGUGGUUUUAUUUUAAAAUUAAGGACAUUUCUAAGUAAUCCCAAACUUUUGAACUGCAGUGUAAGUAUAUAUUUAUAUGUAUGUAUGUAUAUAUAUGUAUAUUUAUAUGUAUGUAUGUAUGUGUAUAUAUAUGUAUAUUUAUAUGUAUGUAUAUAUGUAUGUAUAUAUGUAUGUGUAUAUAUAUAUAUAUAUACACACAUAUAUAUAUAUAUACACAUAUAUAUGUGUGUAUAUAUAUAUAUAUGUAUAUAUAUAUAUAUAUAUAUAUAUAUAUAUAUAUAUAUAUAUAUAUAUAUAUAUAUAUAUAUAUAUAUAUAUAUGUAUAUAUAUGUAUAUAUAUAUAUAUGUAGGAUUGUAUAUAUACACACAUAUACAUGUGUGUGUACACUUAUGUAUCUACGUAUAGAUGUGUUUGUGUGUGUGUAUGUGUAUAUAACUCGAGUAUACGUGCACUAUACGUGUAUAUGUACAUAAAUUACUGUAUAUUGAAUAGAACCUUGUUUUAAAAAAGAAAAAAAACUCUUUAACCCCACAAAGUAAUGCUGGGUUUUCAUUUAGGUUUAUAAUUGACAGUUGUGGGUCUUUGUUUCCUAAAUGGAAGGGUACAAACAAUUUAGCCAGUGUAUACACGUGAUGUUGAUCAGUCUUUGCAACCUAAACAAACAGGAAUGCUGCGAUUGGUACUGGUUGCUUUUACUAUUUAAAAUCCGUCUCAUUUGCUUGCAAAUGUUUUGAGCACCAAGUAAACCUGACAUUAUCUGUGACUUAACACUUGAUUAUUUUAAUGGCAUCACUUUAAAAUACUGUAAUAAUGUUUAGGUUGUCUUUCAGCAAUGGCAAGAUUGUAAAUGGCUGCUUUCGAAAAUGUCCACAAUGCAAAAUGAGAAAUAUCUUAUAACUGUCUUUUUUGGUUUUCUAUGAAAUUGGACAUUUCUAUGAAUCUUUUUUUAAUUCAGUCUAGGACUAUUUCAGGUCCAUAUUCAAAGAGGAAAACAAUAGUGGAGGGGAAAACGAGGGUUGUAUCCAAAUAGAUUUCAUAUUUGUAGGUUAAUUGCAAUACUUGUCUUCAGUUCCUUGGGUGCCAGGGAGGGGUGUUCAGUUUGCAAUAAAUGGUAUUUUCUGCUGUGUACAGUUAUGUUUUGUUUUCAUUGUUUUUUAACUACAGAAAUUUUACUUGUUUCUAUCUUUGUGUGAUGGUUUCAAAGAAAACAAAAUUCUUUAACGUGUCUUAAAUCUUAGUUGUUUUUUAGGGUUUAUUCUUAAAAUAAAUAAACUUAUCUGUGUUUCCUUUUA
Messenger RNA from Syngnathus typhle (broad-nosed pipefish), 7804 nucleotides. It is a transcript of the gene araf, whose product is annotated as A-Raf proto-oncogene, serine/threonine kinase. Lineage: Eukaryota; Metazoa; Chordata; Actinopteri; Syngnathiformes; Syngnathidae. Gene Ontology annotation, biological process: protein phosphorylation; signal transduction. Gene Ontology annotation, molecular function: ATP binding; protein kinase activity. The coding region runs from base 314 to 2128 and encodes 604 amino acids. Gene Ontology annotation, cellular component: mitochondrion; cytosol. The record is from RefSeq and is a predicted model, not a curated record. The transcript is spliced from 17 exons.